Messenger RNA from Aspergillus ochraceoroseus IBT 24754, 2886 nucleotides. RefSeq names its product repressor protein. NCBI's taxonomy places the organism in Eukaryota, Fungi, Ascomycota, Eurotiomycetes, Eurotiales, Aspergillaceae. Gene Ontology annotation, biological process: chorismate biosynthetic process. Gene Ontology annotation, molecular function: 3-dehydroquinate dehydratase activity; shikimate 3-dehydrogenase (NADP+) activity; 3-phosphoshikimate 1-carboxyvinyltransferase activity. Bases 388 to 2805 code for a protein of 805 amino acids. The record is from RefSeq and is a predicted model, not a curated record. The transcript is spliced from 2 exons.
UCUGGGGUUGUCUACAUGCCCCAGGGUUCGGACUUUCACUUCUCAGGCAUGUUAAGAUCUUUUAAUCCUCAUAGUUCCAUCGUCCGCCCCUCUCUUGGUUUCUAUAGCCAACCCAUUCGCAGCAUGACAGCUGCUAUCCGUCAUCCUUCCCUCCACCUCGUCCUCGGUCAACUACGCCUUUCGCUCUCUCCCAAGAUUAUGGCCGCAGGAACAUGAAAUUAGCAUAUCGCUCGCCCACCCCACUAUUAUUAUUCACUUUCGAAUACAUCCUAAACCUCUAUCCUGAUAAUUCUUUCUUUCUUGAACAGUUUAUAAAACCCCUCAAUUGUAGAUAGGGAUCCUCUUCCCCCGCUCUUUUUCUUUCUGUUCUCCCUUCCUAAGCUCAAGAUGCCUCACCGUUCUGAUACGGAACUGCUCCGGAUGGUCGAUCCGGAUGCAUCACUUGUCCUCGUGGGGAUUCGAGGGUGUGGGAAACGGUCCUUGGGAUUUGUCGCUGCCACAGCCUUGAAGCGCCGCUUUAUCACCGAAGAUCAUUAUUUCAAGGAAGUGACCGGUCUCUCGCGACAUGAAUACCUGCAUCGAUUCGGUGGCCAGGAGUUUCAACGGCGCGACAUUGAGGUACUGAAGAUGAUGCUGGACAACCAUCGUUCACGUUGUGUGAUUGAGUGUGGGCUGGGAAGUCUGACCCGGCCCAUCCAGGAACACCUCCGUCGGUAUUCCGUAACCAACCCUGUGGUGUAUAUAGUGCGCGAUAUGGAUCGCAUUCAGAGUCUACUUGGCUUAGAAGACCAGUCCGUCAAAUUACUGUCCGAAGGUGACCCCCUUCACCGAACCUGCUCCAAUUUCGAAUACUACAAUGUCGAGGACCGCUCCAGCCUGUCCGCUCAGCUCGACGACGAAACCCAAGAUCGUCGUUCGGUUGGCUACUCUUUCAAGCUGAAAGAGGUCAAGGAGGAUUUCACCCGAUUUGUUCGGUUUGUGACCGGGGCUGAUGUAGGGAAUUCUGGCUAUGAUUCCCCGUUUGUGCUGCUAGAGACCCCUCCAGAACUCCGGUCCUACACCCACGCUGUCCUCGUACGCUUGUCAGACCUUCUGGAGAACAGAGUCAACCUCCCCGAGCUCGAAUCCGGCGGAGAUGCUAUCGAAUUAUGCGUCGACCAGUGGGGCCCAGGAAUGGCGAUAACCGUCAGCAAACAAGUCUCUCUCAUCCGAAGAAACACCCACGUCCCGAUCAUUCUCUCCAUCGACAACUUGGCAUUGGGGAACCCAAACGGUGGAUUUUGCUCCACCACUGGGCGUGACGUAUACUUUGAUAUUGUCGAGCAUGGUCUCCGUCUUGCGGUGGAAUAUUUGGUUGUGGACCUGAGCCCAAAUCCCUCUUUGAUCCACUUUGCCAUUCGUAACCGUGGUAUGACCAAGAUUAUCGGUCAGCGCACAUUCGAAUCGGCUUCCGGUGUCAACUGGGAUGAUGAGCGGUGUCUUUCGUGUUAUCUGGAAGCAGAGAAGCUGGGCUGCCAGCUCGUCCGGAUCCUUCGCGUGGCAACUGAGCGCGAGGAUAAUUCCGCGGUGGCCAAGUUCACCAACAAGAUCCAGUCUAUACCUGGCGAGCACCCGCCAAUACUGGCAUUCAAUAUCGGGGGGCUCGGGCGCACCUCCCAGGUGUUGAAUUCGAUUCUCACUUCCGUCUCGCAUCCCGCGAUCCAGCGCCCGGCCUAUAAUGGGAGAGAUCCGCAGAUCACCUCGCGCGAUGCGGUCCAGGCCCUGUUUCAGAGCUACGCGUUGGAUCCUCUACAAUUUUACAUUCUUGGGGGUAGUGUCGCCUACAGUCUUUCCCCUGUCAUGUACAAUGCUGCUUUCCGGCAUUGUGGCAUGAGCCAUACCUACAGUAUUCCCGAAUCACCCACUCUUGCAGCAUUAGACCGGCUGGGUCGGGAUCCGCAUUUCGGGGGUGCCAGUAUUGUUCAGCCGUGGAGGGUGCAGGUGUCGCAGAAGCUUGCGGCGAAAAGCCGCCAUGCGGAAGCCAUCGGUGCUAUCAAUACAAUUAUGCCGCUGCGUGCGAGACCAGAUGGGACAAUGUUCCCCUUGCAAGAGCAAGCUAGCCGCCGCAACCAAGCUGGGCCGGUCCUGGGGUGGUAUGGGGAGAAUACGGAUUGGGUGGGCAUUAUGACAUGUAUCAACCGGAACCUUUCCCCUCGCAAUGCAAUCAGCCCGCUGAAGACAACAGGCUUGGUUAUUGGAGCAGGGGGCAUGGCUCGUGCCGCUAUCUACGCCAUGCUCCGCCUGGGUUGUCGAAAGAUCUUCGUGUACAACCGAACCUUGUCACGCGCGGAGAGCGUUGCUCGUCACUUUAACUCGUGGGCCGCUUCUCAGGUGGGAGCAGCCCAAGUGGUUUAUGUCCUCAGGUCACUCCAGGACGAAUGGCCUUCUGACGCUUGUCCACCAUGUAUGAUUGCAUCCUGUGUACCUGCAGACCCAGAUCGAGAUGAGCCGCCGGCAAACUUUGAGAUGCCUCUGCAGUGGUUAGGAAGCCCAACGGGUGGUGUAGUACUUGAGUUUGCAUAUAAACCAUUGGACACACCGCUGCUUCGCCAGAUGCGCCGCUUUCGUAGCGAGACUGGACGUCCAUGGGUUCUCGUAGAUGGGCUUGACAAUGUCGCCGAACAAGCCAUUGCCCAGUUUGAGCUACUAACUGGAAGGAAAGCACCACGACGGUUGAUGACUCUGGAGGCACUCCGCAACUCCGUUGGGGAGAAUGGGCCGUUUGACGAAAAGACCAUCCGGGCUCGUCUGGACAGCGUGCAAUAGUUUCCCCGUCUUCAUUGCACACCUAUAAACUGUAUAUAGUGCAUAGACUAAUCUGUAUGAAUAAUAUUAUGCAAUGGUGAC